Procambarus clarkii (red swamp crayfish) is the source of this 747-nucleotide messenger RNA. The record is from RefSeq and is a predicted model, not a curated record. Lineage: Eukaryota; Metazoa; Arthropoda; Malacostraca; Decapoda; Cambaridae.
AUGGAGACAGUACACGUACUGGCACGUCUGGCAACACUGUACGAGUAUGGAGACAGUACACGUCUGGCACUGUACACUGUGGCAACACUGUACGAGUAUGGAGACAGUACACGUCUGGCAACACUGUACGAGUAUGGAGACAGUACACGUCUGGCAACACUGUACGAGUAUGGAGACAGUACACGUCUGGCAACACUGUACGAGUAUGGAGACAGUACACGUCUGGCAACACUGUACGAGUAUGGAGACAGUACACGUCUGGCAACACUGUACGAGUAUGGAGACAGUACACGUCUGGCAACACUGUACGAGUAUGGAGACAGUACACGUCUGGCAACACUGUACGAGUAUGGAGACAGUACACGUCUGGCAACACUGUACGAGUAUGGAGACAGUACACGUCUAACAACACUGUACGAGUAUGGAGACAGUACACGUCUGGCAACACUGUACGAGUAUGGAGACAGUACACGUCUAACAACACUGUACGAGUCUGGAGACAGUACACGUCUAACAACACUGUACGAGUAUGGAGACAGUACACGUCUAACAACACUGUACGAGUCUGGAGACAGUACACGUCUAACAACACUGUACGAGUCUGGAGACAGUACACGUCUAACAACACUGUACGAGUCUGGAGACAGUACACGUCUGGCAACACUGUACGAGCAUGCAGAAAGACUUCAAAGAAAAAAGAUCAACAUUUUGACCCAAACGCGAAAAAAAUUUGGCGAGAAUGUUUAG